Molecule: messenger RNA, 2800 nt
Organism: Ictalurus punctatus (channel catfish)
Lineage: Eukaryota; Metazoa; Chordata; Actinopteri; Siluriformes; Ictaluridae
Product: claudin-14-like
Biological process (GO): cell adhesion; bicellular tight junction assembly
Cellular component (GO): plasma membrane; bicellular tight junction
Molecular function (GO): structural molecule activity
Source: RefSeq, marked provisional
CUGGCUUACUCGAGCAUGGUGUCCUGGCUGUCUCUGGUGGUAGUUGAUAGUACAGUCAACACUGGUGUCUAAAGCAACAUCUGUGGAGCAAAACUUUAUGUCCAGUGAGUGUUUGUUGGCUGUAUCACUGAACUUGUCAGGGAGAAACACACUAAUUUGCUAAAUCUGGUGAGACACGGAACCUCAUGUUGUGCACACACCACCAUCUUGGUCAAAAAUGUCUGGCCAUUUGUGUGUUAAGAAAGACUUUGCCUAGGCAAAAUUGUUUGCAUGACACUGUUGGCUCAGUUCAAAUCUUGGUACCACCAAGAUGUCAUUUUGGGCCUUUUGAGCAUAACCUAUAACCUUAUUUUGCUCAGUGGCAUUGUAAGACACAUUAGAUAAAACCAUCUGCCAAAGUUAAUAUCUUCAUAACUAAAUAAAAAGUCCAGUCUCCACUAGUAUGAGACACUCAACAUGACAUGUAAAACACGCACAGACAAGUAGAAAAGCCUGGACAAGUUUACCUCCUAAAACCUCUAUAUUUUAAUGAUCACUGAAUAUGCUGUUAUUGUUGUUAGGACAAAAAUCCAUGUCUUAAAUUUGUGUUACACAGCUUUAAAACAUUUCUUACAAAACAGAUGUAUUUCUUACCAGAAUAAGAAAAAUCAGGAGUCUGGAGAUCUCAAAGAGUCUUCCAUUGAUAGCCUUGCUAGCUAGCACACUGUAGCAGAUAUUGUUCCCACACAGGAUGAGCAGAUGUGCCACGUUCUCCAUAUGCCAUGGCUGUGGCAUUACCAUGAUCUCAUUUAUGAUGGCAAGAACUGUGUUAGUGCUCCAGCUUUUGUUAUCUGUGUUUCCAUAGAGGAGCAUGAUUGCCUUGGCCAAAUCCCACAGAGCACCAUGCACAACUGCAUCAUCCCGCACAUCCUGCCAGCCUAGCUUCCCAAGAUUUUGAAAUAUUACCAUCUGACUGCAGUGGGCCGAAGAGGAUAAAUAGUAGACGAGCUUGGCUGAUGAUUGGCCAGGGUCUGAAGAUGCAUGUAAGCCUGAAAUAAGCAUCCCUUCUGUUUUUCCACUGAUCAAACAUGACACCUUGUAGUAAGAAUGUGAAACAGCCAAUCCUCUGGGUUGCUUGUAACAGCUACCUCUAUUUUCCACGGAAGAUGUGUGGUUUUACACAAAAAGUUAAAUACACGGUGACAUUCCAGCUCAUCCCAACCAGCUAUCAGCGUCUGUGAAAAGGUGUUAUAAAUAAACUUCAGUCUUUCGUUGGUUGGUAGUAACAGAGUGCAUCUCUUGAACAGUAAACCAAGGGAUCUGAAACGAUCAAGUAUUGUGUUCAAGUCUUCAGCUUUGGAUGAUGUGCAGUGAAUCUUCUGCAAAAUCAUCUGGUUCCUCCAGGCCAAAGUGGACAGGUGCCUCACUAUGCAGUUAUUGAUGCUUUUUGAUACCAUGCUGAAAACACUGGCUUCUACUGCUAGAAAAAAAAUAUGGAAAGUUUUAAUUUCUGCAGAUUUGGUCCUCCAUACUUGAAAAAUGAUUUUUUAGCUGACAGGUAGUCUAAUAUUAAGUCAACCACCUCAGCUGGCAGCUUCUGGAAGAAUCCGACUGGACAUCCGUUGGCUUUUAGUGUUACUGCAGUAACGUUUAACGGCACAUUGGCGCCGUCUAGAGCUUCUACGCACUGUAGAAGUUAUAGAAGUUGAGGUUUUGUGGUUAGUUACUGUUCCUACCCACAUGAGGACAAAACACCUGAGGUUUAUCACUUGAGUCACUUUGACAUGCAGUCAGUAAUGGAUAAGAUUGACUGAACACAGACUUGGCAGGGAACUGAACUUUUAACAGUUUUAACAUUUUUUCAAUUAACUUCACUAAACUUUACACAGCAGUGAUGGGAAUUAUGGCACAACAGUUCCUAGGCUUCUUCCUGGGUCUCCUGGGCCUGGUCGGCACUCUGACUUCAACGGUGCUUCCUCACUGGCGCCAAACAGCUUAUUUUAGCACCAAUUUUCUCACCGCAUCAUACUAUAUGAAAGGUCUAUGGAUGGAGUGUGUUAGCCACACAGCUGGCAUUUAUCAGUGUGAAUUCCAUCGAUCAAUGCUUUCUCUACCCAAAGAUCUGCUGGCUGCUCGGAUUUUAAUGGUACUGUCCAGCACCACCUCGAUUUUAGCCGCUAUAGUUUCAGCUGUGGGCAUGAAAUGUACCCGCUGCGUCCAACAGUCCCAUGCCAAGGGCUCCAUAGCUGUGAGUGGAGGUUCAUGCUUUGUCCUGGCUGGCCUUUUCUGCCUUAUCACAACAUCCUGGACAACCUGUGAUGUCAUAAAAGAUGCUUAUGAUCUCUUUUCUACUGUUGGGAUGAAAUAUGAGAUCGGCCUGGCUGUGUACAUCUCUUUCUCAUCAGCUAUUUUCAGUAUUUGUGGAGGUGGGAUGCUCUGUGUGGCAUCAUGGGAUGUAAGAAAUUAUGUAAGCCACAAAGUGGCAGACCCACAGGUACCAAGCCCAAAUAAACUACAGCAUCCUGCAGCCUGUCAAGCAAAUGCUGCCUUUGAAAGUGAUCAUUCAUCAUCACCAACUUUUUCCUUAAUCAGUGAAUAUAGGUUAAGUGAUAGCAUUAGCGAAAGUAGUAUUAAAAGUAAAACUUGAAGUAAAAGUACAGUUAAAAGUGAAAAGUUCUGGCAAAAUUAAACACCACUCAGUAAUACUAUUUUUUGAGUGAAAGGGCAGUGAAUAUGGACAUAUCUGCAAGGCCAUAUGCUUUAUACUUUAACCAAAACUUGAAAUUGCAAAAUAUAGUUUAAUAAAAUGUUAACACUUUGG